Messenger RNA from Lasiodiplodia theobromae, 960 nucleotides. Its product is annotated as SesB-related regulatory protein. Lineage: Eukaryota; Fungi; Ascomycota; Dothideomycetes; Botryosphaeriales; Botryosphaeriaceae. The transcript is spliced from 3 exons. The record is from RefSeq and is a predicted model, not a curated record. The coding region runs from base 1 to 960 and encodes 319 amino acids.
AUGUUCAGCAAUCCCACUGUCAACUCCAAAGACCACGAAGUCCCAGACGUGCUCUCUGAUCCGGCAGAUGCAACGGUCGACAUCGUUUUUGUUCACGGGCCUGGUGGCGACAAAGAGGGCACAUGGACCUGGAUCUCUCCCGAGAGGUCUAUUCAACAACCUGAACGCGUAUUUUGGCCCAGGGACCUAUUGCCCAAAGACCUUCCUCACGCCCGUAUCAUCUCUUUCGGGUAUGAUGCCAGUUUCGCCCACUUUUACCCUUUUUACGGACCCAGGAACGUUCCGCAGGGGACAACCCUGGAUGACCAUUCUACUGCACUGUUUCAAAGGCUAAUAGCCCUUGAAGAUGAAAGCUCUUCUAAGAGGCCGAUUAUAUUCGUCACGCACAGCCUUGGGGGUCUCGUUACUGCCAACGCCUUGUCUCGACCGAACGGAACGGAUAGCAAGAAGGAUGAAAUUGCGAACAGAACUGUCGGAGUAAUCUUCCUCGGCACCCCCUUUGAAGGUUCGGAAAAGGCAAGUUGGGCAGCAGCGGCGCUCCGACUGCUGUCUUUCGUGAGCUCAACCAACGAUGAAAAAAUCAAAGAUCUCGAAGAGAGAUCAGCGAAACUCGUCAGCAUCAACGAUUCUUUCUACAAGUAUCUGAAGAAGAGGGAUCGGUUGGAGGUAAACAAGAACUUCCUUGAGGUUGCUUGUUUCUUCGAAGAGUAUCCAAUGAAGAUUGGAGGAAAGAAAAUGCACAUCGUACCCAAGGAGUCGGCAUGCCUGAAUGGGGUCGAUCCGCAAUCCAUCUCAGCACAUCAUUCGGACAUGUGCAAGUUCGAGGACGAAUACCGCAACGGAUAUAAAUGCAUCUUAGGCCAGCUGCAACUGUGGAUCAGAAAACUGAGCUCGGUGUCAUCCGAGAGAAAAGGCAUUUCCCAGGUUGUCAAGCACUUCGUUCUAUCAGUAUGGCAUUAA